AUGGCAUUGUCUACAGACUCAGGAACUUCGGCAUCUGAAACAGAGUGCGGUACCUUCCCUUUCGCAGCAACCCGAGCAACAGAGGCACCCUACCACAGCCGCAGCUCUAGGAAAUCUACUCGACCCGGCACUGAUUGGCUGAGGAGAAGAGCAAUGUCGGGGGCUGCGAGGAAUACCAUGGUAUCUGUCGAAGCCACUGAUUCGCUUUUCUCGAUGGAGGAAGAUGCCGUUCCCUCCGCGCUGCCCAAGCUUCCGACCAGAUUUCCCAUAAUCCCUCAACAGAGAUACCCCUACAACAAGAAUGCCCUUAGCUCUGACUCCUCCCGGGGACCAAGCAAUCCCACAACCAGUUCACCGGUGAACAACGAAGCCAGCGCUAGGACCCCAACUCUCCCACCGUCAUCGGCUAGUCACGAUCCUCAUCCGUUUAACAAUUCGGGACCAGCCUGCGCGUCUUCAUCUCAAAAGCGACGACAGAGCCUCACACCUACUCUGCCGCGGUACAGUCCGCUCAAUAGCUCUCCACCAGUUGUCAUUGGAGACCCGGCGCUGUGGCUGCUUCCUCGCCCCUUCCACGCUGCGGGUGGAAUACCGUCUGUGGAAGGGACACCAAGUGGCAAGCCUGACGGGAACCGAGCCAGCUCCGGCAUAUCAAUCAUCUCAUCCGUUGCGCCGUUUGGUGACAAGGGUCAAAGCUCGGAAGCCGAAACACCAACUUCAUUAGGAAGCGAAAAAAGUGACAAUUCGGUCUUACGUUCUCCCUACUUUCGGAAGCGGGCGUCAGAAGCAGCACUCGUACAUGGUGAAAAACAGGCCGGCAAUUUACCCUCUGACCCUUUCAUUGCUGCGAGGUCUGAUCAUCUUUCCCGGCAUUCUAUAUUUGGUCCGGCCAGGCAAUACCAACAGCACGAUGAAAUGUCGCUCAGUGCUAUGUCAGAUGACUGCACUAGCCCAGAACACCAUCACUCAAUGUCCUACAACCAGGUUGCUGAGUUCUCAGCCUACAGUUCGCCAGUGGCGUCUCACACCCGACUUGGCGCUUCGGAGCCUCGAAGUCACCAUGGAAGUGCGUCCGGCUAUGCCUACGGUCCAUCAGUUAUGAGCUGGCCUGUAACACAGACAAUUACUCCCAACACUUCUCCGUAUAGACGAGCGAAGAACGAAAUGAGUCCUACGUCCAGUGUGGCAGAAAACACAACCCCGAACGGUCUUGACUUUGACCUAUCGUCCGAUUCGGAAACCGAUGACGAGAGCGUGAACACCUACGCCCUUGCCCCUAGGCGACGUCAACAUGUUACCCAACCAGAACAAUCCCGAACUAUAUCCGAGUUCUUGGACGAUCAAGAUUGUGUUAUGUGCGCAGUUUCGGAGAGCCGUUCGUCAGACAUGAUGGGAGUAGCAAUCAUCAACAUGACACUGGGGCAGGUCGACCUCAUCAGGAUUAUUAACGACAACAGAUACCGCCGGCUUGCCGAAACCCUAUGGAGAAUGCCGACCCAGCCACAGAUCUUCAUUGUACUGAAGAAGGUUGUGGAUGAACACAACAAAGAGUACUGGAACGAAUCGGAAGGUCUCAGAUUGCUCGACCGCUUCGCUUGGAGAACGCAUGUCAAAGCGAUUCGUUCUGACCUAGAACAUAAUUUCUACGUUUCGUGCGCGUUAUCUGCGCUGAUGGCCUACGUCGAAGAGGAAAUGAAUGUGAUCUUCAAGGAGAACUCAUUGCGCCUCCAAUACAGACAGCCUGCUGAUACGAUGGGACUUGACCGGUCUACCAUCACAUCUUUAGAACUAUUUCAAAACAUUCGCAACGUCAAGGGCACGUCUUCCACUCUUUUUGGGUUGCUCAACAACGCUCUUACACCCCAAGGCCGUCGAAUGAUUCGGUCAACGCUUUUGCAACCGAGCACAAGACGGGAAACGAUUACGGCGCGACUUGAGGCGGUAGAGGAGCUGUCAAGCAACGAGAAUUUGUUCAUAGACGUCCGUUCCAGUCUCAAGCGGAUGUUUCACAUCGAUGUCGAGCGGGCGAUACCAUGGUCACGACUAGCGUUGGAGGCUGGGGUGGCUUUGGUCCAAGGUCACCACCAAAUCAUCAUGCCCAGUCACGAUGAACUCUUGGGGGCUGAAAAAGACGUAAACCGCAUUCUCAUGAUCAAGGCGUAUCUUACGGGUGUUCAAGCCAUCCGGGAGACGCUUGAGGCUGCUGGAUGCACGAGCCAGCUGUGCAAAUGGGUGCUCGAGCGAUGCCAGCCCGAGAAUACUGCACCUAUUGAUCGGCUUAUCAGCGAGGGCAUUGAGCCGGGCGCUGUCUACAGCAAGGCUCCAAUAGACAUCAGAAACAACAGGAUGUGGGCUUUCCGGGCUGAGCCCAACAGCAUCUUAGAUGGUGCUCGUCAGCUGUAUCGGGACAGGGUUAACGAGCUUCACAAAUACGUAGAAGAGCUCAACAAGGUUUUCCAAGAGCACUUGGGCGCCACACCUGAACUCCGAUUCGGAAACGAUAACCAUUAUUUCCUACGGUUUCAGUGGUCGGAUGUCGAACGAGAGCUCAUCAAGAACUUGCCUGCUACAAAUCAGUCUCGGCAAGCCGGCACCCAGCAUUGGAGGCCGCGUCUCUUAGGCGGCGUUGAGAUUGUCAACGGAGUCCGACGGAAGCGGCACUACGAUUGCCAAACUCUUGAGCUCAUCCAGCGGAGCAGUCAAAUCCAGCGCCAGGCUGACAUCGUCAUAAGCCAUAGCGACAAAUUUAUUGUCGAGCUGGGAACGUCUCUGCUGGAGCAUGUGGAGUCCCUCCUCGCCGUCAACGAGGCUGUUGCCGUCUUGGACAUGCUGUGGUCCUUUGCCCACCUGGCUACCACUCAGAACUACGUCCGGCCCAUUAUCUCCGACAACUUGGUUCUCAAGGAUGCCAGACAUCCUGUAGUAGAAGUCAGGAAGAAAACCUAUGUGCCGAACGACGUUUAUCUGGGAAACCAAGGGGCUCGCUUUCAAGUCGUCACCGGCGAAAACAUGAGCGGUAAGAGCACGUUUAUCAGAACUGUUGCCCUGAUUCAAAUCAUGGUACAGAUUGGCAGCUUCGUUCCCGCCACGUAUGCUGCACUUCCAAUCUGCGACCGUCUUUUUACGCGAUUGUCAACCGAGGACAAACCACAGAGCAAUCUAGGCACGUUUGCGGUUGAAAUGACAGAAAUGAAUAUGAUCCUCAGACAGGCCACCAAGGACAGCAUGAUAAUUGUCGAUGAACUUGGACGAGGAACCUCGACCAAGGAAGGCCUCGGCAUUGCUCUCGCCAUGUCGGAGGAGCUAAUAAAGAGGGGAUGUCGGGUGUUUUUUGCUACCCAUUUCACCGAGCUUGCAAAAGUUCUUAACCUCACGAGACCAAACAGUGUCCUAAAUGUACAUGUCGUUGGAGAGAGCAUCAAGGAGGGGGACAUCACACAGAUUUCGCUGCCGCACACCAUUGCCCCUGGUCCGGUCAGGAACGAAGAUUACGGCCUGGAACUAUCGCGACGCUUUCUUCCUCAACGAGUAGUCAACAACGCUGAGCAUAUUUGCAAGUUUCUUCGCACAAAGAGUCUGGGGCGGUCCGCAGGUCCGGCUACACGUACCUUGAAACAGAGCAAGCUGAUUCUUGCCCUCCCGGACCUUCUCAAACAAGCAAAUGAUUCAACUAUGGACGAGUCCGCACUUGCAUCUUAUUUGAGAAAGUUACAAACCGAAUUUACCAUCAGAAUGAACCUUACGGCCGAAGAGAGUUCAGAACAGGAACAGACAGGCAAAGGAACUGCUCAGCAUGUCAUGGUACCAAUACUUGAGAAACCAAGCGAAAAUGAACUUGAGGAAUGGAAGAAAAAGUCGGAUUCUGCAGAGAGAAGGGUGAUGAAUGCCAACAUGACCGAAUCCCAAGAGAACAAAAGACCCGGCCUGGAGGGCGAGGGCGACGGGUCUCUCGCUAAAAGAGCCAGAACAGGAGACGAGACGGCAAGCAUGACCUCUCAAAUGACACCAAUCGAUCGCAGUUUGAUGAUUGAGGAGCUCCGCAGGCGCUCUCAUACAGUCACCACCAAAGCGGCUACCCCAAGCAGCCUUUCAUCAAAUUCCUUGGAGUCACAAGCAGACACUGAGAUGCCAGAGGCGCCUUCCCUCUGA
Messenger RNA from Thermothelomyces thermophilus ATCC 42464, 4149 nucleotides. RefSeq lists its product as uncharacterized. Lineage: Eukaryota; Fungi; Ascomycota; Sordariomycetes; Sordariales; Chaetomiaceae. Gene Ontology annotation, cellular component: nucleus. The record is from RefSeq and is a predicted model, not a curated record. Gene Ontology annotation, biological process: reciprocal meiotic recombination; mismatch repair. Gene Ontology annotation, molecular function: ATP-dependent DNA damage sensor activity; mismatched DNA binding; ATP binding. The transcript has 10 exons. The coding region runs from base 1 to 4149 and encodes 1382 amino acids.